Messenger RNA from Solea solea (common sole), 972 nucleotides. Its product is annotated as trace amine-associated receptor 4-like. Gene Ontology annotation, cellular component: membrane. Gene Ontology annotation, molecular function: trace-amine receptor activity. Bases 1 to 972 code for a protein of 323 amino acids. Gene Ontology annotation, biological process: G protein-coupled receptor signaling pathway. The transcript has a single exon. The record is from RefSeq and is a predicted model, not a curated record. Lineage: Eukaryota; Metazoa; Chordata; Actinopteri; Pleuronectiformes; Soleidae.
AUGGAUUCUUCUGAUGUUAUUGAAGAUCAGCUUCUUUUUAAUGAAUCAGCAAAUGUGCCUGACAUAACUGCAGUGACUAUUUCAUAUUUAUUUUGUAUUUUUGGUGGCUCGUUGUCAGUUCUCAUAAUGUGUGGAAACCUCCUUGUAAUAAUCUCCAUUGUUUACUUCAAACAGCUCCACACUCCUACAAACUUCCUGAUGCUCUCUCUGGCUGUGGCUGACCUGCUAGUUGGAGUUUUAGUUUUGCCUUUCAGCAUCAUAAUUGUGGUGAGCUCAUAUUGGCGUUUUCAUUAUGUACUCUGUAAAGUUCGAGGAAGUUUGGAUGUGAUUCUGUGCCAUUCUUCCAUUUGGAACUUGUGCUUCAUUUCUGUUGACAGAUAUUAUGCAGUGUGUCAGCCUCUGAGAUACAGAACUAGAAUAACUGUUCGUGUCGUUGGGAUCAUGAUUCUGGUGUCCUGGACAAUUGCCACUUUAAAUGCAGUUAUUUUCACAGUCCAGGCCUCAGAUAAAGGACUAAAAAUCAAGAAGUGUGUUUUAUUUCAACAUAAAGCACAGAGUACAAUGAUUGUGGGAAUUUUUUUUGCAUUUGGUUUCCCAGCUAUCAUAAUGUCUUCAAUCUACCUAAAAAUUUUGACGGUGGCACAGAAACAGGCACGCAGCAUCCAGAGCAUGGCAAAAUCUGGUGCAACUGUCAGUAAAACGGAGAAAAAGGCAACUAAAACUCUGUCUAUUGUGAUGGGGAUUUUUCUGAUGAGUUGGACGCCUUUCUUUCUCUCCAUCAGCUUUAAUCCUUUGAGCAAUUAUGCGAUACCAGUUAAUGCAGUUCAGUCAUUUAAAUGGCUUGGAUGGUCAAAUUCAAUGUUAAACCCGUUUGUUUAUGCCUUCUUUUACAGCUGGUUUCGAUCAGCUUUUAGGAUGAUCAUUACAGGAAAAAUAUUUAAAGAUGAUUUUUCUAAUUCUAAACUCUUUUGA